AUGGAGUCUUCUACAUGUAAUAUCGACAAAGGUAGUGAUCGUGCAGAGCUACUAAAAAUGGCAAAGUUGAUAAUUUGGGAUGAAGCUUCAAUGACACACAGAUUUUGUUUUGAAGCGUUUGAUAAAACCCUUAAAGACAUAAUGGGGCGUUCCAAUUGUUCUGACAAAUUAUUCGGAGGGAAAGUAAUUGUAUUUGGUGGAGAUUUUCGGAAAAUAUUACCAGUUGUACCAAGGGGAAGCCGUUCAGAUAUAAUACAUUCUACAAUAAAUUCAUCAUACAUCUGGGAUCAUUCUGUUGUGCUGAAGCUUACAAAGAACAUGCGACUCCAACAAGCCGGCAAUACUUCAAGUACAUCUGAAUUAGAAUUGUUUUCUAAUUGGAUAUUAAAAGUUGGCGAUGGGAAAUUGGAAGAACCUAACGAUGGUUACACGGAUAUUCCUAUUCCAAAUGAUUUCUUAAUUUCUAACUAUGAUGAUCCACUAGAAGCCAUUGUUAGUGAAACAUAUCCGAAUUUUCUUAACAAUUACAAGAAUCCAGAAUUUUUGCAAUCAAGAGCUAUAUUGGCAGGAACAAUUGAAACGGUUGACAUCAUAAAUCAAUACGUUUUGAGAUUCAUACCAUGUGAAGAAAAGGAAUAUUUAAGUUCAGAUUCUGUAGACACUUUUGACGGUGAAGGAAAUGAAGCUUUUGAUGUUUUGACCCCGGAAUUUUUGAAUACACUUACAACUUCCGGUCUACCUAACCACAAGAUUAAAUUGAAGAUUGGGACCCCUAUUAUGUUGCUUCGAAACAUUGAUCAACCUGAAGGUCUCUGCAAUGGAACAAGGCUUAUAGUUACAAGAUUGGCAAACCACGUUAUCGAGGCAAAGAUUAUAUCUGGAAAGAAUAUUGGAGGGGUUAUCUAUAUUCCAAGAAUGGAUAUGACUCCAACACAAUCUCCGUGGCCAUUCAAAAUGACUAGAAGGCAAUUUCCCAUAACUAUAUGUUAUGCUAUGACAAUUAACAAAUCUCAAGGUCAGUCAUUGGAUUAUGUUGGAUUGUAUUUGCCUAGAAGUGUAUUUAGUCAUGGUCAACUAUAUGUUGCAAUAUCAAGGUAUGAAACCCUAGCUGCGAAGAAGAAGACUUGGAGCGACGAAGACGACAAUAAUUGGAGCAACGAAGAAGAAGAUACUUAUCUACUUUCAUCAUUGUUCAUUUUCAUUCUAAGGUGGUUUAAAGGAUUUAGGGUACCAAAAGUGAAGAGUUUGUGGUAUCAUGAUGCAAUGGAUAUUAAUGAGCUAGUUUUGUUGAAAGAUGAUGCAUGCAUAAAUAAAAUGAAAUUGAUAGCACUAAUUAAUGGGAAUGUGCAUUUAUAUGUCAUGCAUCCAAUUUAUGGGGAAGAGCCAAUACCAUCUCUAGAAAAUAAUGUAGGACCCAAUGAUGUAGAAGAAGACAAUUUAGAAGAUUUGAAUAAUGGUGUGAAAAGUAAUUUUGAAGAUUUGGGUACUUUGAAGAGUUUAGAAGAUGACACAUUGGAUGAUUUGAAUAAUGAUGUAAAAGGAACUUUUGAUGAUUUGGGUCCUUUUGAAGAAUUGAAUAAUCUAGGUGACAAGUUUGAUGAAGGGUAG
Messenger RNA from Lathyrus oleraceus (garden pea), 1608 nucleotides. RefSeq lists its product as uncharacterized. Bases 1 to 1608 code for a protein of 535 amino acids. Gene Ontology annotation, biological process: DNA repair; telomere maintenance. NCBI's taxonomy places the organism in Eukaryota, Viridiplantae, Streptophyta, Magnoliopsida, Fabales, Fabaceae. Gene Ontology annotation, molecular function: DNA helicase activity. The transcript has 4 exons. The record is from RefSeq and is a predicted model, not a curated record.